This is a messenger RNA of Boleophthalmus pectinirostris (great blue-spotted mudskipper), 1523 nucleotides long. RefSeq names its product RAB33A, member RAS oncogene family (gene rab33a). The transcript is spliced from 4 exons. Gene Ontology annotation, biological process: Rab protein signal transduction. The record is from RefSeq and is a predicted model, not a curated record. Bases 76 to 885 code for a protein of 269 amino acids. NCBI's taxonomy places the organism in Eukaryota, Metazoa, Chordata, Actinopteri, Gobiiformes, Gobiidae. Gene Ontology annotation, cellular component: Golgi apparatus; endosome. Gene Ontology annotation, molecular function: GTP binding; GTPase activity.
CUUCUCCAUCGCUCCACAUCCACCGAGCGCCUCUUCCUCUCCGCAUCCGCGUCUCGCCUCACCUCCUCCGGCAUCAUGACCAACGAGUCCCCGGGGGAGGACCGGGGCUUCGGGCGGAGGAGCCGAGGACGCGCGGAGGACAACGUGACCAUCCUGACCUCCUCCGCGGACCUGCCCCGGCUCAGCGGCACCGGGGGCACCGGCGGGGGGCGCAGCCGGGCCGGCACCGCUCCGGACACGGCCUCCACCCUCAGCUCCUCCCUGGAGCUCAGCAUCCAGACGCGCAUCUUCAAAAUCAUCGUCAUCGGAGACUCCAACGUGGGCAAGACGUGUCUGACGUUCCGAUUCACCGGGGGGAACUUCCCCGACAAAACCGAGGCGACCAUCGGCGUGGAUUUCAGGGAGAAGGCGGUGGAGAUCGAGGGAGAGACGAUAAAGGUGCAGGUGUGGGACACGGCAGGACAGGAGCGCUUCAGGAAGUCCAUGGUGGAGCAUUACUACAGGAACGUCCACGCCGUCGUCUUUGUCUACGACGUCACCAAGAUGGCGUCUUUCCGAAACCUGCAGACCUGGAUCGAGGAGUGUAACGGUCACAGAGUGUCGGCCUCGGUGCCUCGGGUUCUGGUGGGAAACAAGUGUGACCUCAUCGACCAAAUACAGGUUCCUUCCAACGUGGCGCUGAAGUUCGCCGACUCCCACAACAUGCUCCUGUUCGAGACGUCGGCCAAAGACCCCAAGGAGAGUCAGAACGUGGACUCCAUCUUCAUGUCGCUGGCCUGUCGCCUCAAGACCCAGAAGUCGCUGCUGUACCGGGACGUGGAGCGGGAGGAGGACCGCGUGGAGCUCAGCCAGCGGACGGACUGCAAGAGCAACUGCCCCUGCUAGAGCCGCGCGGAGGACGACCACCAAAAACAAACAAAAAAAAACCCUCGACCGCGAAUAAACGAACGCGCCGUCGCGAGUCAGGAGAAGUAAAAGUCCGAUAGAUCGAUUUGCCGCAUUCUGUUGAACGCCGGUACUGGAUAAACCCGAGAUGAGUCCGUUGUAAAUUCCUUCCGCACGCGCAUCAAGAAUCUCGGACUUCCGGUCGUCGCCGCAAUCCACGCCGGGAAGGAUUCACCGGAAAAAAGCGAGCGUCAAACCUCCGCGUUUGUUUUCCCGGUGCGACGCGUCUGUCGUCGAAGUCGAUCUUUUCGAGCCUUUUGAACCAUUUCGCUUUUGUUUCUGGUUCUGAUAUUGUCGUGUUUUAGUUUUUUGGGAUUCGGACGUCGUUUAAUUGUUGUGGUUGUUGGAUCCUAACGGCGGAAAACGGCUCGAGGAAUUUGUUUGCGAAUUCGUAAAUGCAAAAGUGAAUCAGAUGUGUGUGACUCAAACCUCUGUUCAAACUGUUUCUCUUCCCAACGGAAUUGAAAAAUAGUGAAAGGUGAAGGUGAUGGGCAGGAUUGAUCCACAGGAAGGAACAAAAAGGAAACAUUUGACUGCGGGACUGAGACCAGGACCAGACCAGGACCAGACCAGGACCA